AUGGCCAGCGAAGUGAAAGCAGCAGAGGUGGAGAAAAUUCCAAUCGAAAAUUUGAGCGUGGAAGACGAACAGUCGCCAGCUCCUGAAAGUCAGGACGCAGAAAAGAAAAAGAAGAAGAAGAAUAAGAAGAAGAAGAAAAUCUCCAACAUCGACUCAUCUUACCCCGAUGGAGUUUUUCCUGAAGGACAAUGGAUGGAGUACCCAUUGGAAGUGAACAGCUACCGUACCACUGACGAGGAGAAGAGAUACUUGGACAGACAGCAGAACAACCACUGGCAGGACUUUAGAAAGGGUGCCGAGAUCCAUCGUAGAGUUAGAGCAAAAGCUCAGCAGUUGAUCAAGCCCGGAAUGGCUAUGCUUGACAUUGCAGACCUUAUCGAGAACUCCGUGCGUUCCUACACUGGAAACGACCACACUUUGAAGCAAGGUAUUGGAUUCCCUACUGGAUUGUCUGUGAACCAUGUGGCUGCACAUUAUACACCAAAUUCGUCAGACAAACUUGUGUUGAAACAGGAAGACGUGAUGAAGGUGGACAUUGGAGUGCAUGUCAACGGUCACAUUGUUGAUUCAGCAUUUACCUUGACUUUUGACGAUAAGUACGACAACCUCUUGACUGCAGUCAGAGAAGCAACAUAUACCGGUAUCAACGAGGCCGGUAUCGAUGUCAGAUUAAACGAUAUCGGUGCAGCAGUGCAGGAGGUAAUGGAAUCCUAUGAAUUGGAGUUGAACGGCAAGACCUACCCCAUCAAGUGUAUCAGAAACUUGAACGGACACAACAUUGGAGACUACGUGAUUCAUUCAGGAAAGACCGUGCCGAUUGUAGCCAACGGAGACAUGACCAAGAUGGAGGAGGGUGAAACCUUUGCCAUUGAGACUUUCGGAACAACCGGUAAGGGUUAUGUGAUCUCUCAGGGUGAGUGUUCUCACUACGCCUUGAACCAGAACAUUGACGACAUCAAGCUUCCUGGAGACAGAGCCAGGGAGUUGGUUCAGAGCAUUAAGAGCAACUUCGGAACCUUGCCAUGGUGCCGUAGAUACUUGGAACGUGCAGGAGAGGAUAAGUACCUUCUAGCGUUGAACCAGUUGGUUCGUGCUGGAGUAGUUGAGGACUACCCACCAUUAGUGGACGCUACCGGUUCUUACACUGCCCAGUUUGAGCAUACUAUUUUGUUGCAUCCACACAAGAAGGAGGUUGUUUCAAAGGGAGACGAUUACUAG
Sungouiella intermedia is the source of this 1218-nucleotide messenger RNA. The record is from the annotation of a GenBank genome assembly. NCBI's taxonomy places the organism in Eukaryota, Fungi, Ascomycota, Pichiomycetes, Serinales, Metschnikowiaceae.